AUGUUGAUUGAGGGGGGGGGUGGUGUCGCAAUGGCGGUGGAAGAGGCAGGAAAUGAACCAGACACAGAUGAACCAACCAGCAGAAGGGACAACACCUCACUGCAAUGCACAGUAACUACUGCCACAGCUGUAAGAGAAGCAGAAGAAGAUGUGACAAUAAGAGCAGUGCUUUCACAGCUUAUUAACACUGCUGUCUCUGCCUUCAACUGA
Blastomyces gilchristii SLH14081 is the source of this 210-nucleotide messenger RNA. RefSeq lists its product as uncharacterized. The transcript has a single exon. Bases 1 to 210 code for a protein of 69 amino acids. The record is from RefSeq and is a predicted model, not a curated record. Lineage: Eukaryota; Fungi; Ascomycota; Eurotiomycetes; Onygenales; Ajellomycetaceae.